Molecule: messenger RNA, 19611 nt
Organism: Xyrichtys novacula (pearly razorfish)
Lineage: Eukaryota; Metazoa; Chordata; Actinopteri; Labriformes; Labridae
Source: the annotation of a GenBank genome assembly
GAGGGCGGAGCUCAAAUCUACAGCGGAGGCUGGGUGUCGCCUGACCGGAUGAUGACAGAAGUUUGCGGUUUAAUGCGGCGAUUUUUAUCAUGCAGUCUUCCAGUUUGUGACUUCACCGGGACUCUGACCGCUAGAGGAACUAUUGGAUCCAGGCUGGUCUUGGUUUCUAUGUCAUAAAUUAAAAAAACUGUCUAACAGAUCCCUGUGCCAUCUGGGAACUUUCUGUCUGCUGGAAGUGCGACCCUCUGGCUCUAAUUUGCCCAGGUUGGAGAGCAGAAAAGAGCCCGCUGGGCUGACCGAGGUGCCGCGAUGGGAAACCGGGGAAUGGAAGACCUAAUUCCCCUGAUCAACAAGCUCCAGGACGCGUUCAGCUCCAUCGGACAGACCUGCAACUUGGACCUGCCGCAGAUAGCGGUGGUCGGUGGCCAGAGCGCAGGGAAGAGUUCGGUGCUGGAGAAUUUCGUCGGGAGGUUGUACCUUUUUAUCUAUUUUUGGAUUCAUGUGACUUUUUAUCACUUUUUUUCUCUGUGCUUUCUUAGUCUUUCUGCUCUGUUUAGACAAACGACGCUGGGCUUUUGCGUAAAAGUCGCCAACUAAGCACAUAGUUACGCGCUGUGUGUCUCGGUGCCUCCCAGUUUCAAACGUUUCUUUUCCAACGGAUUUUUCCAUUUUGGAGCCAAGCUAUUCACCACCCAUUUUUACGCGUUUUACGCAAGUAAACAGCUGUUGGUUAAAUGAAAGCACUGUGGUGAAAAAUGUUGAAAAGAUGUUCAAGAAACAUUAGGUCUCAAACUUAUAUAUGAAAAAUUUGUUACUAUCCUAUCGAAAGUGUUACCUGAACUCACAAAUCAUGUCUCCAUAUUAGGCCAGUCUAUAAAUCAUUUACAAAGGCCGUUUCUCCUCCAGGCUUCCUUCUCAGGGUUGUCAAUACACUUUUAUAUGCCUCAUAUUACAAAGGUCAGGUAAAUGUUUUACUUCUAAGGGUGAGGUGGCGAUAUGAUGACUUGGUUAAUAAGGUCAUCAUGAGACUGGAGAAUAAAAGCAGAGUAAGUCUGAGAAUAUAAUCAAUUCAGGAGAAAUCUGCUCUACUUCUUUGUGAUGUUUGUGAUGAAUGAGUUAGAAGGAAAUUGAAUGAGAACUUGUUGACCCUCUUGUGAUGACUAAGAGCUACAAAUUCCCCCAAACACUGAAGCCACAGUAGAAUCAUUCCUUUUGAAAAGGUUUGAAGGUUCUCCUUUUUGUUUGCAACAAAGCAUAGAGAAAAAAAGGUUAUUGGAGAGAACAUCUUCAUGGGGACAAGAAAAGGAAAGAAGUCAAAGCUUAGGCCUCAGCUGCUGAAGAUAUUUGAGCAGCUUUGAGUGAAGGUACCAGAAAAGGGAUCACUUUACUCUGAUACAUGACAGAAAGAUUUCACUUGUUGUCCAUGAGAUUGGGAAUGUAGAUUAGGCAGCCAUGUCUCCUCUUUUUUUCCUGCUGCCUUUUGUCUCUAAGACCCAAGCAGUGGCCGAGGAGACAGUAGGGGCAUUGAUGUGUUUGUGCUGGGGUCAUCAGUGAUGUCACCAGCUGCACUGUCAUGUGUAUAUGACACACACUGGGUACCAGAUACCCACAGAGGGGAGUUUUGCUGUUUUCCUGUUUUGUUAAUUAGAUUAUGGAAAAGCAGAGAUCAUACACUGGCUUAUCAAAUAAGUUUAUUCAGUUUAAUUGAAUUAGAGUAGGAUUUGGGGUAUUGGCUCAUCUACUAGUAGUUUUCAUCUGAGUCUAGUGGUAUCCAUUCCUGAGGCUGUUCCACUGAGCUAAAGGGUUUCAGGUUUAUUUAGACAAAUGGAAAGAAAAAAAAGAAGCAGAAAAACAUUUGCCACCAUAGGUUUCAGUUUAGGUCAUAACUUCAUUUUAAAGUCUGAAAUAUUAAACGUAUUGUCAGAUUUCUCAAAGAUGAAAUAUCUGUAACUAAUCAGCUUGUGAAAUUAAUCCAAUGAGGUGUAAAGAAAAAUAACAAGACGGGCUCCACUGCACAUUACCCGAACUCAAACUAAAGUCAUUGAGAUGAAGUGCACAUACACAAAAACAAACAAAGAGGUAUACGCAUCCUAGAAUGCAGGAAAUGUGUUCUGGAUACAUGCCUCUGUGAUUGAGCUGAUUACAGACUCAUUUAGGAUAGUACUAUUCAUGUUCUGCUUUCAUAAGUGACAGGAAGAGAUGAGGAAGGAGAGCAGGAUUCACUGUUGUGUAACUUCCUGCCUGCUCUGUCAGCACUGGACAACAGAUUCAGGGUGUGUGUGUUCAUAUGUGUGUGUUUUUCUCUGUUUGUAUGGCCUAAUUACCCAAUUACCUAUUCUAUAACCUUACUAAGGCUUUACUGCGGGGAGUCAGGCACAAAAACAAACUGGCAGGCAGGCGGGCAGGGAGACCUAUUGGUGGCCUGGAGAGAUGUGUAGUCAGUGACCUGGACAUGAUCACGGUUGUAUUGAACGGGAGUUUCCAUUCUGAUGAGCAUGUUGUGUGAAAUUAGACAUGUUUCUGUCCCUGCAAGAUUUAUAACAAAUGCUGUAAGACAAUCUCUGUUUUACAUCAAUAAUGCACAUGUGCAUUUGCAGAGUUCAAAGUUAGAGCCUCUCUCUGGAGCUGUUAAUUUGGAAGGAGCAAACAUACUGCUCUUAUGUUCAAAUCUAUUGACCCAAGACAAAAAUAUAUACAAUAUGCAUCCACCUCCUCCCCUAAUUAAAGAAUGAAGCCGAAUACUGCAGUAAUCUGGCCAGUAUAGCUGCAGGAUUGAGGUCACACCUUUCCCGCAGCCAAAGCUCACAGUUUACUUACUAAUAGUGCAUCAAAGAUCCCCCAGAACACUUCAACCCGCAUUAGAAAAGAUUAUUGUGUCUGUUCAAAGCAAUUAGCCUAAUAUGAAAAGAAAGUUCAGUCACUCUUGUGUCAGGGUUGGUCACAUUUUCUUUCUCAUUUUUAUUAAUCAAAACUGAACUUUUCUAAAAAUAAAUGAAGGACACCAUGUUGGAGAAAAAUCCGACCUUCAACUUUUUAGUUUGAUUGUUUGUGAUUAUAGAGGAGCUAGGCUGUAUGAUCUAUGCUGCAGCCAGUUACCAGGGAGUGCACUAAAUAUUUGACUGCACUUGCUGGAAGCUGGUGUGCCAUCCUCGGUCUAUGGUUAUGACACAUGUCUGUUAUCCUAUUUACUUUCAGUAUCCUUGUUCCUGAGUUGGGUGUGUGUGUUUAACUUCUGUCUCUUUUUCAGGGACUUCUUGCCAAGAGGAUCUGGCAUCGUCACCCGGCGCCCUCUCAUCCUACAGCUAGUGAACAAUAAAGCAGGCAAGUUGUAUUUUACUUUACACAAAGUGAGGAGGACAGCUAUUGCAUUCUCAAAUCCAAACUUUUCAAGCAUAGGAUCUGGUAUUGAAAGCCAAAGCUGAUAGUAUCAUCUGACAGAGAACUUACAGUCUGUUGAGAAUGGCACUCCUUAUCACAGACUCUUGACUCUUUCAAGUCUGCUCUGAAGCGACACUUGUUUAUUCAGGCUUUUGGUAUUUAGUUAGGUUUUUUGUAGUGUGUUGUUAAGCGCUUUGGGUAUCUUGAAAGGCGCUAUACAAAUGUAAGAUAUUAUUAUUAUUAUUAUCAAAUCACAGUUUCAUUGUUGUUGCCGUUUAGGUAUUUGCAGUAAAAGCAUUUUGUGUUUGUCAGAUAUGGUGGUGUAAACAAGCAAUGCUCUUUUGAUUGAUUUUAGUUCCACAUAUUCAUUAGAUGAGACCUAGGUGGGAUUGACACAGUCUCGUGGAGCUUGGGUUAGCUGUCAGCUUGUUUUUGCAAAAAUGCCUUUUGGAUUUAUUUUAAAUGUAGGAAGUACAUGCUGCAAAUGUAAAAACAAGGCAUAGGGAAUAGUUAGAAACUAAGAAGCCUGGCUGAUAUGAAUCCUUUAAUUGUUAUUUUUGUUUUGUUUUUUGUUUUUAAAGCAAUAAACUAAAGUAUCGACCAAUAUCACUUUUUCAGUGGCUGAUAGGAUUCUGAUGAUUACAGAGAAGAUCAGCCACUGAUUAAUAGCUUUAUCUCCAAUACACUGAAUUUCUUCACGUCCACAAAACCUUUUCAGUAAAUAUUCAGACCAGUUUUAUCUGCAGGACCGUCAGUACAUGUAGAAUUUAAUUUUUGUGCAGCUGAAAGACACAAAACAAAUGUAGACCUUGUGGCUGUCAUUUCUUUUCUAUCACUUGCUGUGUUUACAUGGGCACAAAUAGUCUGAAUAAAAGUGCAUCAUGUAAACAUGUUGAUCGGAAGAUUCAGAUCCAAUUUAGCUCAAUUGGAAAGAAAUUGUAUUCCAAUAGAGUGGGGUGGUUUAUGCCGAUUGUUACUCCAAAACGUGUCCGUGUAAACACUUAUUCCGAUCCUGACUCUCUAACCUGACUCGAUCUUCACUCUUUAGUCUUUGGCUUUUUUAUUGAGGUCAGUACAGGAGAUUCCAUUAUUAACACUAUGGCAUAAAACACAACUGUGGGAGCCGUGUCUGCUUCUCCGAUAAGAUAACAAGGCGUACAUACAGUGUAAUACAGAUGUAAAUACAACUCUUCUUCUGCGGUUGUUUUAGCGUAAUCAGACAACUCUGUGCACACGUCAUGAUCAGAUUAUUUGAUUUUGCACCCAUAUUAACAGUGGAUUCAGAUUAUCAGAUCCCUCAAAUUUUUAAUCGGAUCAAGAAAUGUUGCCCAUUUGCCUAAUGCUUUGUCUUUUUAUUUACAGUGUAUAUUUAUCUCUCACCACUCUAUAACCCCUCUGCCUGUUUGAACUGUCUCUAUCUCCUGCAGAAUAUGCUGAGUUCCUGCAUUGCAAGGGCCGUAAGUUUGUGGACUUUGACGAGGUCCGUCAGGAGAUAGAGGCAGAGACUGAUCGGCUCACAGGAUCCAACAAGGGCAUCUCCCCUAUCCCCAUCAACCUGCGUGUCUACUCCCCUCAUGGUAACACACACCCACAAAAACAGACCCAUUACAGCAGAUUUUUGGACUUUGGACUGUGCUUAUUUUAAUUCCUCUCCUCCAUCCUUUCCCAGUGCUGAACCUGACGCUGAUCGACCUGCCAGGUAUGACCAAAGUUGCCGUGGGAGACCAGCCUCAUGACAUCGAGUUCCAGAUCAGAGACAUGCUAAUGCAGUUCAUCACCAAGGAGAGCUGUCUGGUCCUCGCUGUCACCCCUGCUAACACCGACCUCGCCAACUCUGAUGCCCUCAAGAUUGCCAAGGAGGUGGAUCCGCAGGGUAAGUGGACUCUGAGGUAGUUUUUUAAUUUUAUUUUAACCAUGGUUUUGGGUGUAGGAUAGCAUUAACCUAUCUUAUCUUUUAUUUGUCUUACUGAGACCUUUUCCUGCUGAAGUCAUGAACAAGACUGAUCACACUUUGCUGUAUCUUGGUGGCAUUAGCAAUCUCUAUUACCGUUACUCUAUUGUGUACGUUGUCCCAUCAAUUAUUAUAAUAACAUUAAAUAGACACUGUGCUAGUCACAGUGUAAGGUUUUGCAAUGAAAACAAGAUUACAGCUCCUUUUUUCCAUGAAUUCAACUGUGUUUGUUUUUCUCUUUGUUAAUGUUUUCACCCUCGAACUCUGGCAGUGGAUGUAUUUGUAAAUUUAUAGCUGUGUAAUUGUCAGUAGCUGCAGUCAGACCUCUCAAGGUCUUUUUACUUUUAGGCAGAAGACUAAAAGAUAACAGGAGGACCAUUGAGAACAGCUAGUUCAGAUGUUGAAGUUUACAGAAAAAAAGGGAAUACACAGUUUAAAAAAAAAAAAUCAGCCAAUCAAAGUUUCUCUAUCAACUCAAUAAUCCCUGUUUAAUGUAUCAAUUUAAUAAUGUGAAGAUGACAUCCUCAUAUUUAGGGCUGCGGACCAUUGGUGUGAUCACAAAGCUGGACCUGAUGGACGAGGGGACAGAUGCUCGAGACAUCCUGGAAAACAAACUGCUGCCACUUCGUAGAGGUAAGAUGACACUUACCUCUACACUGACACGCACAUGGACAACUAAAGAUUUAGUGAGGAAGCUUUAGAGUGAUGAUUGUGUUUCUCUGCACUGGAUUUGAAACUAUUUGUUUGACAUGAAACAAAACUCUCAGCUAUAGUUGAGAUAAACAGAGUUGUAGAGGGGGAACUGCAGCCCUUUGCACACUUGCUUUUCACAUUUUUUGAAUGGAGCAAAUUGAAGUAAAGUUGUUUAUUUCUCAAUAUAAGAAAUCCAGUUUAGUAUCAGACAUUGUGUCUUCUUUUUACCUUCAGUCAAGUCUUUGGCAUCUAAAUCACUUUUAAAAUAUGUUUUGCUGUCAGAAACAAUCAGACUAAAAUUCCCGGAUGCCUCAUUUGUUUAUUUCUUCAGGUUACAUUGGGGUAGUGAACCGCAGCCAGAAGGACAUUGAUGGGAAGAAAGACAUCCAAGUCGCUCUGGCUGCUGAGAGGAAGUUUUUCCUGUCCCACCCAGCAUACCGGCACAUAGCAGAGCGUAUGGGCACACCACAUCUGCAGAAGACCCUCAAUCAGGUGAGACACACAUCUGAUCAGACACAGGCUUUGUUAGCACAGGUUUAGUUAUGUGACCGAUUUUUAGGUCUGUAAAUAUUUCGAUAGUGCUCUCUUUGGAUCCUGAUAUAUUGUCUCUAGUGUGGGGAUCUGCUGCUUUAGACAUAAUCACACUAAUGUGAAAUCUUUGCCCUUUUUUCCAGCAACUCACGAACCACAUCCGAGACACGUUGCCAGGGUUGCGCAGUAAGCUGCAAAGCCAGCUGUUAUCGCUGGAGAAGGAGGUGGAAGAGUACAAAAACUUCCGCCCUGAUGACCCUGCACGCAAAACCAAGGCUUUACUCCAGUCAGUACAGAAACACUCAUACCAGCGCACAAAUAAACACCACUUUACUGCAGAUCAGGAGACACUAAUGGUGUGAUGUGAAUAAUCUGCAGGAAUGUGCAGCAGUUCAGUGUGGACUUCGAAAAGUGCAUUGAAGGAUCUGGAGAUCAGGUCGACACUUCUAACCUGUCCGGUGGAGCAAAGAUUAACCGCAUCUUUCAUGAGAGGUUUCCUUUUGAGCUGGUGAAGGUUAGCAAAGUUUUGAUGUCUAUUUGCACAAUGAAUACCAUUAUUAUUAAAGUUACUUGUAACAGGUUCAUUUGUAUGCAAAGGCCUCUGUGAAGCUUAGGGCUCAUUUAUGCUCGCCAUACGUAUAAAAAAUGUACUUCUACAUUUCAAACGAUGGUUCCAUCACUGCCCACAUACUUCCAUGCGUCCUUUACGUUGGCAUGGAUGUUAACCAUUACAUCCACCAGGAGGCAGGCCAGAGCCAAAAGUGUCUGACAACAACAAACAAAAAAGAAAAAAGGCGACUGUGGAGGAGCUAGUGAUAAUGUAUAUUUUGCAUAGGAGACAGAAAUGGAGGCAGUGUUGGAGGAGGCGGUGGUCGGUCAGGCUACUAAAUGCCUCGUGGCUGGAGGACGGAGAAUUCUUUUCUGUAGAAGAUGAGAGAAAUUGACAAUGAUACUCAGAAAGCCCCGCCAUAGUCUUCUUCUUUUCUCUUUAGAGUUGUGUAUUGGGUAGUGACAGCAGCAAAACUGCCCCCACGGUUUCCCGUGGUACUGCUCCGUCUGGCCUGUAUCCAUAAGUUUCAAAGAUAUGUGCCGAAAUAUGGACAAAAAGAGCGCAAAGCACAGACAGAGAGCUCCGUCCAUAUUUUUGAUCCAUAUGUAACAUUGAGCAUUAAAUGAGCCUUUACGGGAGCAAACCUGACAGAUAGAAGACUGACUACGAAAAGUUUUUAUUAUAACCUGUAAAUUGGUUGAUACUUUAUUUUGAGUUUUUAUAUUUGUGAAUUCGCCUUUACAAGGAACUUUGUUUGCUAGGAGAGAAGAGAAACAGGAGCAGUUUUUUGUGUCAAAUGAGUACUACAGACAUGUACAGAUUUAACAAAAAAGGUAGAAAAAAGAAAGAAUUAGAUAAAAGAAAAAGGUUAUUUUGGACACUGAAGGAGUCUAGAGUUUAGCUUAUUUGAGAAACAGAUCCGAUUUAUAGAGGUGUUUAAAUGUGUUCAUGGCUGUUGGUACAUACAAACACGUCCGUCUCCCGGUUUAUUUGUAGCUUUGUUCUUGUUAUCAAGAAAAAAUGCUAACCAUCUCUGGAAAAUGUAAAUAACUUAGUCUUUUUAAAUAGACUAUUUCAGAGCAAACAAAUCAAUUAGCUGUUGUUGCUGUAUUAACUUGCUGGAAACUGACAUUUUUUCUGCACAGGCUUUAUUCCUAUUAGAGCAUAUCCAGAUAAAUAUCCUCACAAGCUCAAUUUCCACAGGCAGAAACAUCAAAACAAAGAUAAAAGUUUCCACGGCUAAUUCGAGUCAUAUGUUGUCUUUUGAUCUUAGUGGCACUCUUGCUUUUAUACUGAGGAAAACGACACAUUGUCUUAGAUAAAAGAAAUAGUGCAACAUAGUAUUAAGCUGUUUCAAAGUAGUAUGAAAGACAAAAAUGUGAGAUUAAAAAAAAAAAAAAAAAAACGAUCAAGGCAAAACUUUACAAGAAUACAGUUGAAAUCUCAAAACAGCAUGAGUGUAAUUCUAAUUCUUUAUCUACCUUCAUAUUUUUUGAAGGAUUAGUAUCAUAAGAACAGCCAGAUAGCUCUGCCAAUGGUAAUAACAUGUGCCUUUAUACUUAAGUAGUUUUCACUAAACAAUAGUGGUGGUAGAAAAAAUCGAUGCAACAUAGUAUUGCAAUGUUAUUUGUCUGGUGAUUUAUCAUAUUGUCUCAUCCACCAAGUAUCGAGUUAUUCAAAUUAAUUGUGAAUAUGAACUCAAGUCUAUGGAAAUGGAAAAAUAACAUCAGUUGUUUGUCCACUGAGGUUGGCAGAGGUGACAUCUUAGAGCAGGAGAAAGUUAGUACAACAAACAGCACCUGAGGACAUUAGGAAUGAAAGCAGGGCACAAAUGAGAUGGACAUGACACAUAAGGUUUGCAAGAUGUGCGACAUGAAUGUAAAAUUUUGCGUCAAUAAGGCAAACAUAAAGAAAAGACAAAUGCUAAAUCGGCUUAACAGUUGAAAAAAUUGUAUAAAUCCCAAUAUAUGGUAUUGCAAUACUCACUGUAUCACAAAAUGUUAAAAAUCGCAAUGAUAUCGUAUCGAGGCCCAAGUAUCAUGAUAAUAUCGUAUCACUGGGCAACUAGUGAUUCCCACCCCUAAUAAUCAACAGUUUGGCAUCACGUUGCUAAAAGUGUCAGGGCUAUAUCAUGAAUGAGACAUUCCUCAUUUUAGGGCAGGUCUCACUCUGAUCUUCUCAUAUGACAUGUUAUAUGACUUUAUAUGGCCGCAUUUUUGUGUAUAUUAUUACUUUUUUUUUUGUAAAUAUAGAACUUAACUCCUUGUGCAGCUAUUCUUGAAAUGGUUAUAUUCCUGUAAUAAUAUUAAUUAUAUCUCAAAAGCCCUUUUUCCCUUCAUUAUAUUCCCUCCUUAAUGAACAUUGAUGUAAUGCAGCAGUUUUGUUGUUUCAGCUUUCAACAGUCUGAAAUGUAGAAAAUACAAAUAAACCCACGGACUCCUCCCCGCAGCCAGGGGCAUGUUUGUCUAGUUUAAUGAGAUGUGCUCCACUAGAAAGAAUUGGCCCACAUCCUAUUUGAGUAGGACAAAUAUCAACAAUUAUAGCCUUAAUUAAUUUUGUUGACAUUGUGUCUUAGAUGGAGUUUGAUGAAAAGGAGCUGAGGAAAGAGAUCAGUUAUGCCAUCAAGAACAUCCAUGGUGUCAGGCAAGUUGAAACACUUUAAACAGUCCAUCACCUGUGGCACAUUUGGCCUCACUGUCCUCCCGUGUGCUCUCCUCUCUGCUAGUGUUCCUGCUUGUUUGUGUCCCUUGAGUGUGCUUCAGUAUUUUUUACAUCUAUAACUAGUUUUUAUUUGGUUUCAAGCUGCUUGUUUGCCUCAAGGCCGUCUUUUUCUUCACUUGUUGCAGUUUUGACCCUGCUGCUCUUCUUUUAGUCAUCCUUUGAGACUGUCUGCUUGUGUCUGCCUUCAUCUGUGGCCCUUCUCCUGCUCCAUGUCUCCAUGUGUGUCUUGUCUGUAUGUCCUUCAGGACAGGCCUGUUCACCCCAGACUUGGCGUUUGAGGCCAUAGUGAAAAAGCAGAUCAUUAAGCUGAAAGAGCCGUGUCUGAAAUGCAUCGACCUGGUCAUCCAGGAGCUCAUCAACACAGUCAGACAGUGCACAAAUAAGGUAUCACUGCAUGGUCUCCUGCCUGGCUGCCGUGUCUGCACAUACACACCACAGAGACCAGCCGACCUAAGAGCUGCCAGGAGACAUUUUGGUGCAACAGUUUAGCAGAUAUUUAGCAGAUAUCUUUAGCCAAGGCUUUAUUAGUAAAAAAUAAAGCGGAUGAAUUCAAAGUAAGAGAUCAGGUUUCCAUCUGUUUGUAUGAAUGUUAGUAGAUAUUUUCAACCAACCUGGCUGUACUGUGGUGCACUGAAGUGGUGUCUCUGAGAGGCUAUGUGGUCACAAACAGAAGGCAUGUCACUGUUUCUCUACAGGUUCAUUACAAAGCAAGCUGCAGGUUUUAAGUUUUAAGCUAAUGCUUAAAACUAGAGUCUUUAGUCAUGCUAGAAGCUCUAAUAGGCCAGAAUCAUACUCAGUGUCAACAAGACACUGAUAAAAAUACUUACAAUGCUAUCGUGUACAGAACAUUCAGCUGCGCUGACUCUGUUAAGCAUAUUAGCAUGCUCACAGUUUCUUAAUGACAUAACUGAACACAGAGUCCAUUAUGGGUUCAAUGCUUGACAUAUUUUCAUUUUAACUAAAUAGUUUCAAUAGAAAUGCCUAAAUUGAUCACUCAAGUGGUGAACAUUUAACUUUUGGGACAUAUAAAGUACAAUUUUUAUCUCAAAGUCAACAUGCGACUCAACAGCUACAGCCUGAAUCUGAACAUGAACCUGCAGCCUGUUUGAGGCUUUGACAUGAAGAAGAACUAACUCAAUGCUAUUUUUUUUCUUUUUCACAAACCCCAAUCUUUAUCAUUCUUUCUCUUUUCCAAACUCUUUCUUUGUCCCAAACUCUACAUCCAACUUUUCUUUUUCUAUAACUGAUCCUUUUCCUAUCAUCCUGGCUCAUGCAACGCCACCGCCUCCUCCUCCUCCUCCUCCUUUUCCUCCUCCUCCUCCUUCUCCUCCUCAUCCUUUUCCUGGCAUUAAACCUCCAACUCCCAUGAUGCCUUGCCCCACCACAGGACAGGGCUGUUCACUCCAGACCUGGCGUUUGAGGCCAUAGUGAAAAAGCAGAUCGUUAAGCUGAAAGACCCGUGUCUGAAAUGUAUCGACCUGGUCGUCACCGAGCUUAUCGCCCUGAUCAGGAAGUGCUCUGAAAAGGUAACAAGGAGCAGCAGAGAGGUAGACUUUAAAAAAGAUGAAAACAGAGAGAUAGAGGAGAUACUGAAGGGAAGAAUUCAAGCAUAAUUAAGGUGGUGGAGAUAUUGUUUUAUAAACUAACUUGUUGCUGUCUGGUGUUGAUAACUUUCCCCUCACCGCUGGUUAAGGCUUUGCUCAGCACACAUCCCACCCCUCUUCCUCGCUGUGGUGAUCCUGGACCCCACUUUCCCACUGACCCACACAAAACCCUCACCAUGCCUCACUCCUCAAAUCAAAUCCCCCUCUCACACUUAAAAAUUUUCCUGCUGGGGCAUGUCGCAUAUUUUACCCUGUUUGUAAAGGGAAGUUUUUGUGUAUUUUAAUUGAGAUCCACCCUGUCUGCACCUCUAGCAACAAUAAGACAACCCCAACAAGAUCCAAAUUUCAUCUCUUCCCGACUCUUAUCUGAUCUUUUCUCCUUAUUUUCUGAUUUCUAAAGACUCUAUCAGCUUGAGGUAAUUUGGUGGUGCUGCUGAUUUUCAUUUCAUUACAAGUACAAUCAAAAGUACGAUCUACACUUUGAGCUUUGGAUAAUAUUUGUACGAAAUUGGAGGCAUUGAUUGUUAAGCAGCUUAACUUAUAUUGAGAUAUUCACAGCUCAUUAAACAGGUGGGACAAAUACUUGAUUGUGAUUGGUCUGUUCAUGGCAUCAUGCAAAUUUCUUGAAGAUAUCUGUGUACAGUGUGCACUUUGAUACUUUCAUGAUAUCAGUCUGCUAUUGAGAAAUAACAGACUUUUGCAAUGAAAUGUCUCUAUGUAGUGACCAUACAGCCUUGUAAUAAGUAGGCAGGUUAAUGUGCAGUGAAAGGCUGGUCAUGCAAAUAAGAAUCCUGUUAGGGCCAGAAAGACCCCGACUCAAACAACAGAGUCUUCUCUCACCCUGGAAGGAUACACUUUCCUGCUUCUGUCCUAGAAGUAUUGAGGUUUGACCAAUCAGAAUCAAGUAUUUAACACUGCCAUGUAACCAUCUGCUAUGACCGCCUGCUGACCUUACAUCAUCCUUUACUUGAAAGAAAUCUCAAGCUGAUAUAGUGUCCAUUAGUGCAUGCCUCCUUUGUCUUCAUGUGUUAGAUGUUGUUCCUCAUAUUUGUGUCUGUAUUUACACACAUACACAUUUGGGUAAAACUGUGUAUGAGGGCAGACAGUGUUUGCAGUGUUUGUGUGACCCACAUGCGUGUAUGUGUCCAGUAAUCACUGUUCCUGCAGCAGUAUGUGUGUGUCUUUGUUGUCUGUGUGGUGCUACAGCUGGGAUCAUAUCCACGACUGAAAGAAGAGACUGAAAGGAUCGUCACCACCUACAUCAGGGAGAGAGAGGGGAAGACCAAGGACCAGGUGUGUGUGCUUGUGUGUGUGUGUAUGUGUGUGUGUGUGUGUGUGUGUGUGUGUGUGUGUGUGUGUGUGUGUGUGCUUGUGUGUGUGUGUAUGUGUGUGUGUGUGUGCGUCUGUAUUAUACAGAGGAAGAAGGAUGUAGAUACAGAUUGUGUACACGGUAUACUUUUAUGCAGUCACUUCUUUUUUUCACAUACUGUUGACAUUUUUUUCUCUCAGGUGCUGCUGUUGAUUGACAUUGAGCUCUCCUACAUCAACACUAACCAUGAAGACUUCAUUGGAUUUGCCAAGUAAGGAAAAAACUCUAUUUUAGGGUUUCGUGUAGAAGAGAUAGGGGAUACUUUUUUAUUUGUGGAGCUGAAAUGAUAUUGUUAGGAUAUUCUAUUGGUCAUUAUUUACUUUUUGAGUAAAAAAGUGGUUGUUUUUAUACUCCGAAAUAUAGAUUUUAUGCUCUUUCUGGUCACAUGUACUAAUAAUUAAAAGCUCCUGAAGGGAAUUUGAUAAGUUAUGAAAUAGACUGAGAUGAGCAGAGAUGUGUCUCUGUGAUGUACAGAAGAAAAGGAGACCAUUGAGGAGAAGAGUGGCAUUCUCUAUAGUUUAAGUUUUAAUGCCUAUCAUAUAGUAGUGAGAGGGUAGGUUGAGAUGAAACAGCCUUUGGUACUUUUUUCCACCAAACAUACUCUCAGUGAAUGACAAACUUCUUUGUGAAAAGAAAACAGAUGCAUAUUUUUUGUCUACCACCCCUUCACAAGGACUAGACACAAUUAGUAAGUUGUAAGGUUUCACACAUUGUCUACAAGAGGUGCCUGAAUCAACACGGACAAAAAAUUUCUCACAGUAGCUGUGUUGGAUGUAGUAUGAAGUAGGUCAUUACUGGAUUUCAUGUUUUUAAAUUUUUGUGCUGCAGUGCCCAGCAGAGGUCAGCUGCUAAUGCCACCAAAAAGAGAGUCAUGCCCAACCAGGUAACUCACCUGUUUAAACAGGUUCACUCAUUUCAGCAGCCUCUCUCUCUCUCUCUGGCUGUUGUUUGAUUUCCUUCACUUUCUGUUAUUGUCUCAGCACACCUCUCCUGUCUUUGCUGAUUCAUGUCUGUGUCCAUCUUGUCUUCCCUCAUUUCCUUUUCCUCUUUCUCCUGUUUAUGACUCAGGGAGAGAUUCUUGUCAAUACCUCCUGUUACUUACCGAUUGGGUGGGGGGAGGGAGUAGACAGUCAUUCGGACCAUGCUGGGAAACUGAUAUUUGUAAUUCUUGAUUAAGAAGAGGGAAGUGAAAGAAGUAUUCAUGCAUAUUCUGUGAAAACAAGAAACCAUGAAGAGUGUUAAGAUAGCGGGGAUACACAUUAAGUUUCCUUAAAAUAGUCUGAAAAGGUUAUUUUGAAACUAUUUCUAAUGUUGAGUCUGCCCAACACUCAGCAGUGUCUCUAUUGACCUACACAAAAAUCGUUAUGGACUGUGAGAGAGUUUCACAAAUAAAUCAAAAUAGUAAAAAGAAUCACUGUACAAGAAUAAUUAUGUUUUAAUCCCAUAUAGUCUGUAGUUUCAGACACCUUUUGAAACAUUUUACGUAACCUUUUCAUAUAAAGAUCUGUAAGCUCUUGGUCAGAAAUCUAUGGAAAUAAUAAUAGUUAUGAGAUUUUAUACAUCAAAAUGAAGUUUAAACUCAGCCAGCUUCUUGUGGGACUAAAACCAUCACUUCACUUACUGUAUCCUUCUUAUGAAUACUACUUUUACAAGGGCUUUUAACCCUGUUAUGUUCAGUAUUUCCCCAGGUUCUUCUCCUGAUAAGGACUCAAUAAAGGACAAUAUUUCAAGUUUUUACCUCAAUACAGCUGUGGAAAAAAUGUACAUAGGACUGCUCAUGUAUACACAUGAUUAUUCUAUUUAGACAGCUUACUUCCCACAGGUUUGAUAACACAACAGCAUGUUAGUGUUUAGUGGGGCUCAGGCGGGUGUUUUUGAGAGCUGUCACUCAGAAAGUAACAUUUAGUUUUGAAGCUCACACCUUGACUAUGAUAUUUAAAAGAACUUUAUCGUAUAUAUCUCAAGUUUUAGAGUGUUUUCAGGGUUUAAAUCACAACAGAUUUUGUGGAUUAAAAGUGCGGUUCGUCUAAAUAGGAAUAUGCUUGCAAUCAGAUUAAAAUGCUCCUUAGUUUACCCUUUCUUCUGGUGAAGCAACAGGGACAUGAAGCUCCUAUGAUGCAUCCUCCAUUCUCCAGUGAUCCUCCACUAGCCUAAUUUAUACUAUUAAAAGUGUCUAUAGAUACAUACAUUUUUUUAAACAACAAACUCACACUAAACACUAGUUCUCAUAUCAUACUUCUAAAAAUCAUACUCUAUUUCUAUCAAGACUAUUCUGCUACAUUUACAUGCUCUACCCUUAAUUGUAUGUUUAAUAUUGUAUUUACUGAACGAUGCAGGCUGAUAUCAUGCAGGUUUACAGUUUUAUUUGCAGAUUUAACAUGUUGGAUGUGAUGGAGCAGAAGUCAUUUCUCUGAUCUACUAGUGUAAAUGUAGAAUUAGCCUGCAGACAAGUCAGUUAUGUCCAAAGCAACCUCCCAGCUGGACGAUGACUUACAACAGCACUGGUGAUAAGCACAGUUGUUGGGUGUAAGGUUUUUUGGGUGCUGAAUCUUUUUCUUUCAGCCACACAGGUGACCUCUGACCUCUUGUACACAGGUGAUCCGCCGUGGUUGGCUCACGAUCAACAUCAGUAUCAUGAAGGGAGGAUCUAAGGACUACUGGUUUGUCCUGACUGCUGAGUCGCUCUCCUGGUUUAAAGAUGAGGAGGUAAGGGUGCUUAUGGAGCAGGAAAUAUGUAGUUAACUCUUCUUUGCUCUGUGGGUAAUCAGGGAAGUGGACUUUCAAGUGUUAGAGUCCCAGCCCCUGUUCAAGUCAUGAGUGAGUUAAAUGUACCAGUAUGGUAAAAAUACUGCAGCGUGCCUUUUUGUACCUUUAAGCUAAUCUGUUAGUCAGUGUAUUGACAGAUGAUUGAUGGCUCAAACAAUCCUUUAUUACAAACCUCUUUGUGAUUCUAUCAGGAGAAAGAAAAGAAGUUCAUGCUGCCUCUUGAUAACCUGAAGCUGAGAGAUGUGGAAAAGGGCUUUAUGUCCAGCAAACAUGUCUUUGCCAUCUUCAAUACUGAACAGAGGUAUGGAUGCCACAAUCGUCUGUAAAAUCACUUAUUUUAAUCUUUGUCGUGUUAAACCUUUGGUCAAUACCUGUGUGUGUCUCACAGGAAUGUGUACAAAGACCUGCGUCAGAUCGAGCUGGCAUGCGACACUCAGGAGGAUGUGGACAGCUGGAAGGCUUCCUUCCUCAGAGCUGGUGUUUACCCGGAGAAAGACCAGGUACUGGGAGUGUGUUUACAUUUCAAACAAUGUUUGCGGUUUAAAAUAAUAUCUACCAAAGAGUUUCUGCAUUUAUCCUUACGACUGCAAGAAACAGCUCACAUUGACCACUGGAGAGUUUUGUUACUAUAUCACGGUUAUCUGGGUAACAGAAGGUUUUUUUUUACCAAGUUUAAAACUAUAACUUCUAUUAUAAAACUUUUAUUAUUUUGGCAGUAAAGCGUGUGAUCUUUCAGGGGAACAUCAUGAAUCGUAACAGUCUAAUAACAUCAUGAAGUACAUUUUCAGACUUCAACAGAUCAUAGUCAGUCCAUCUCUGUUCUGCUCCCUCUUCAUUGUCCUUUCUGCCUGUCUCUCCUCCUCCAGCCAGACAAUGAAGAGGCCUUGAGUUCCAGCGACACCGUGUCCAUGGACCCUCAGCUGGAGAGACAGGUGGAGACCAUCCGCAACCUCGUGGACUCAUACAUCGGCAUUGUCAACAAGUCAAUCAGAGACCUCAUGCCCAAAACCAUCAUGCACCUCAUGAUCAACAGCGUAUGUUUGCGGUUUUAUUGUCCCCUUUUCCAGGAGUUAACUCAACUUGAAGCCUUCACUCAGUUGUUUUUGCAUCUCUAUCCUGCAGGCGAAGGACUUCAUCCAUGCUGAGCUGGUGGCCUACCUGUACUCUGCAGGGGACCAAAGCAGCAUGAUGGAGGAAUCAGCAGAGCAGGCUCAGAGGAGGGAUGAGAUGCUAAGGAUGUAUCAUGCUCUGAAAGAAGCCCUGGUCCUCAUAGGAGACAUCAGCACCUCCACUAUCUCUACCCCAGUGCCUCCACCUGUGGACGACACCUGGAUUGCAAAGGAUCCGAGGUAGCUAACAUGAACAAAAGCAUUUACAUUUGCUGAUAUUAGCUUUAUGGUCAUUAUUUUAAUUAUCGUUUACAUGUUUGCCUGGUGUACAUGGACUGAAAAUAACCAAAACAUUAGGAGAUUGGACUUGUGACAAAGUUUGACCACUAGAUGGCACUUACACAUUGAUUUAUUUAAUGAUUUAUUUUUUUACUUUAUAAUGCACUGUGUGGGAGUGCACAAUUUUAAAUAUCAAAAAAUAAAUAAAAGGAUUUUUAUCAAGUGGGAAAAAAUUGAGGAAUUACUGCAAACAAAUAUGAUAUAGAUAUCAAUGUUUUUAAUUAAGCUAACAAUGAGCUGAUUAAAAAUGAAUUAUGUUUGUAACUUAACAUCCUGUCUCCUUACCCCAGUCCACCUCCAGGACCCCGUGCUGCUGCAGCCACAGGACCCCCUGCAGGCCGACCCCCAGGGGUACGAGGCCCGACCCCGGGUCCUCCAGCUCCUCUCAACCCUUCACCUGCAUUUGGGGUUCCACCGGUCCCGUCUCGACCCGGCCCGGGAGAUCCAAACGCUGGUGCUGUUCCUCUUAUCCCCUCCAGGCCAGCCCGAGUCCCUCCCGGUCUGCCCCCCGGAAUCCCCAGGUAACAUCGCACACACACAAACUCAAACAAAACAUCUGCUCUUUAUGGCUUUGGUAUUGGUCUAAGUUUUGGGAUGGGUCUGCUGGUGAAGGGGUGAACUUUUGGUGGUUUGGGAUUCCUGUUGCAUGUCUUUCUGAUGAUAUUUUGCCUUGCAUGUUUCUUCCUUCCCCGACCCCCCCUUCCUGCAACAGAAGACCUCCAGCUGCUCCCAACCGACCCACUGUCAUUCGUCCUUCAGAGCCCUCCCUGCUUGACUAGAACAGAAAACGUUCUCUCAGUUUACACUUUUAUAUUUCUCCUGAGCUGAAAAGUUCCUUUAUUUUCAUGUGUAUCGAUUUAACUAUAAAAUUUUGUCCUACUGUAACUGGUAAUCUGAUGCUGUUUUAGUCUGUGCAUUUCAGAAAGAUUAUGUAUGUAAUUUUGACUUUUAUGCAGGUAGCUUUUUUUAACAAAAUAUACAUAAUGAAAUAUUCUGCAUUCAGUAUUACGAUAAAGGGAAACUUACUUUUUAUGAUUUUAUUGACUUUAAGGUUAUAAACCAGCAAGUCAUCUUGAAUUUUUCUUGUUUCAUUUCAAAUGAAAGUGUCUUAAAACAAAAUAUGAUUUUAACUUUUUUAUAUUACUAAGAAAACUUCUUAAAUUUUUCUGAGCUGUACACUUGCUAACAAUUUGUCAGUUAUCUUACACACUAAGCACCUCAUGAAGGAAGCAGCACUUUUUGUAAUGAAGUCCUAUACGAUUGUCAUUGUCCACAGACUUUCCACGAUAUUCCCCAGAUGAGUUCAUGAAAAUUAGACUGACAGGUGGAAUAUUUCUGCCUCAAUAUUUAGAUUUAUCACCUUAUUAAAAGGAUAUGGAGUUAAGUGCUGCCACCAAAGUGAAAAAUGAAUUUGUCAUUUUAUUGGCACUUUUUCUAACAAACUUUAAUUAUCUUUAAAUAAAACAGUUUUCACAAUAUUUCAAGACAUUUACAACAAACAAACUGCUGUUUUGACAAAAUCUAUUGAUGUGUAAAGUGAAACGGAUUUUAGUACCAAAUCAAAUGAUAUCAUUGAGGUGUGGUAUCUUUUCUGUGCACACAGAUUCCUUAUAAAAGUUUUAAUUACAUCAUUCCCCAUCUAACAGGAAGUAUUAUUUUAAAGGGCUUAGAUUUCUUGUAAAGUCAUCAAAUUCAGUACACAGGAGCCCAGUGGAGAGUUACACAUUAAAUAUCUAGUAAUAUAAUCUUCUACUUAUAUCUGUUAAUAUAAGUAAGUGGGCGUGACUUAAAAUGAGUGAUUUGCCACAUCCACAACUUCAAAAAUGUCAUUUGAAAACGUGCUUUGUUGCACAAAAGUCACUUGAACCCACAUUGUAAAACCAAAAGUGAGUCCACACAUUUUAAUUUUUGGUAAAAAUAGCCUAACUUUCCAGAGGUAACAUUUUUGUAAGUUAUGUUUCCUGAUUUACCAAGUUAUAAAAUGAUACUUUUAACACUGAUUUAAUAAGUUUAUUCAGUAGAAAUGUGAAAAUAUCUUGAAGUAGAAUGAAAUAUAAUAUCUUAUUGUGAAAAAAAGUCUUCGUUAGAGCAGCUUACUUUAACAUUUUGACCAUUGACUGCAUGAAGAAUUGAUGUAAUCUCAGUAAAGUCAAGUACUGUUUCUGAAGGGGCAUAUAGUAAAUGACAUCUCCAACAAACUUUCAGUCUGAAUCCUAACCCAUCCCUUAUGGAGUCAGCGUCCAAGUGGACAUGUGGAGAACUGCAGUUUUUGCAUUUCUACACUGUUUUUUUCCACACAGGAGGUUUUUGCUUUAUUAUAAAAUUAGGCUAAUUCAUUUUUCUGGGUGGCAGCAAUAGGCUUCUAUACAAGAGAGAAUGCUGUAGGUAGAAAUGGUCCUCUGAUGUACUUCUGAUUAGUAAACUCUGGUUAAGAUAACUGUGACAGUUCGCUCCCACCACAGAUCAUCCUCAGUGGAAUUCUGAUCCAUGUGCCUUUGGAAAAUGAUUUUGUUUCUAUGUACAAAGCCAUACUUAAUCAAAGAAGAAGGGUUUCUUUCAGAGGGUGUUUGACUGAAUAAAGAAGUAAAAAGUUGAAGGUG